Pneumocystis carinii B80 is the source of this 600-nucleotide messenger RNA. RefSeq lists its product as hypothetical. Bases 48 to 554 code for a protein of 168 amino acids. Gene Ontology annotation, cellular component: UDP-N-acetylglucosamine transferase complex; extrinsic component of endoplasmic reticulum membrane. The transcript is spliced from 3 exons. Lineage: Eukaryota; Fungi; Ascomycota; Pneumocystomycetes; Pneumocystales; Pneumocystaceae. The record is from RefSeq and is a predicted model, not a curated record. Gene Ontology annotation, biological process: dolichol-linked oligosaccharide biosynthetic process. Gene Ontology annotation, molecular function: hexosyltransferase activity.
AAGAAAUCGUCUCGGGUUAAGAAUAUAUAUAUAUAUAUAAGGAUUUGAUGAGAAAAGAUAAAACAGUAUUAGUUACAGUUGGGUCAACACGAUUUGAUGGGUUAAUAAUGGGUAUUCAGCAAAAAUCAGUUCAAGAAGCGUUGAUUUCUCAAGGAUAUUCUAAAAUUAUAGUUCAAUAUGGGAAAUCAGAAGAGAUUUUUAAUGAAUGGAAGCCAAUUAAUGGUAUAGAAGUUAGUGGAUUUGAUUAUUGCAAUGAUAUGGAGAAAGAAUUUGAAAGAUCAAGUCUAAUUAUAUCACAUGCAGGAUCGGGAUCAAUUAUAGAAGCAUUAGAACUUAAAAAACAGCUUAUUGUAGUAGUUAAUGAAACAUUGAUGGAUAAUCAUCAAAAAGAAUUAACAGAAGUAAUGAGAGAUGAAAAAUAUCUUAUUUCAAGCACACCAGAGAAUCUUUUAUAUGCAAUAAAAGAUCUAAAUAAAAAUAAAUUAAAACCAUUUAUACUUUCUAAUGAAUCAACAUUUCAGAAAAUUUUAGAUAAUCAAAUGGGAUUUAGUUAGAAUCUAGUUUUAUAAAUGAAUUUUUAGUUAAAGAAAUUAUAAUUGG